UAUAGAUAAGUGACAGGGCCGCUUGCCACACAGCGCGCCGUCUUUGACCUCUGCUUGUCCGUCUUGAUGCGCUGAAGACGCCAGUCACUCGUUGUUUUCUGUUUUCCAUUCAUUCGCUUCAUGAUUGUUUUCUGUUGACGAACUGAGACAUCACAGCCCGUUACACAUUCUCUAAUACACCAAGUCCAAUCGCUCCAAAUAUUCUUGCACGAUAUCAUUUCCGGUCGAAUCGAGUGCGUGUGACGGAAUCACAACAUGCGCUUCGCGGACAUUUUUGCUGCCUCGUUGGUAGCACCUCUGGUUGCUGCCCACGGAGGCAUACCUGGUGCGCCCAAAGUCUUCGGACUCGGUGGUGAAUUGAGGCAGAGGCGUUCUGUCGAUUCACGGGCAAGCAGACGGGUCGCUCAUCCUCGACUGAACGCUCGCCAGGGAGGGGACGCCGAGCAUCGCUGUGGUGCUGAGUUUGGAGGUGCUGUUUGCGCGCCUGGUUACUGCUGCUCUUCUGCUGGCUGGUGCGGCCAGGGUCCCGAAUUCUGCCAAGCUCCUGACUGUCAAUUCCAGUAUGGACCAGGCUGUGAUGCUAACCAGCUUCCGUCGGGAGGUAGCACCCGCCCCAUUCCUCGUCCCCAGCUGGGUAAUGUUCCGUAUGGUGGUGAGGGUGUCUACGCCUGCAGUGUGCCAGGAACUGUGGCUAUUACGUACGACGAUGGCCCGUACAUCUACACCAACGAUGUUCUGGACCAGUUCGCCGCGUACGGUUUCAAGGCGACCUUCUUCGUCACUGGCAACAACAUCGGCAAAGGCGCCAUUGACGACGAGACGAAGCCAUGGCCUGCCAUCAUUCGCCGUAUGAUCGCCGAAGGGCAUCAAGUGGCUAGCCACACUUGGUCUCACCAGGAUCUGGGUGCCAUCACGCAGGAACAGCGUAUCGAUCAGAUGGUCAAGAACGAGAUGGCCAUCAGCAACAUCAUCGGCAAAUUCCCCACUUACAUGCGUCCUCCUUAUUCAUCUUGCGCAGCCGGUACCGGUUGCCAGGAGGACUUGGAGAAACUCGGCUACGUCAUCUCCUACUUCGAUCUGGAUACUGACGACUACAACAACGUUCUCCCCGAGAAGAUCCAGAAAGCCAAGGACAACUUUGCGAAUCUCAUCAACCUUGGCAACCCACUUGCCAAUGAUUACCUUGCAAUUGCACAUGAUAUCCAUCAACAAACCGCGCUGAAUCUGACCGGAUUCAUGCUCGACUUCCUCGUCUCCAAGGGCUACCGCGGCGUCACCAUAGGCGAGUGUCUGGGAGAACCAGAGGCUAACUGGUACCGAGCCGCCAACGGCAGGGUCCCGACGUCGACCCCGUCGUUGCCCUCAUCGACCGUCACUUCAAGUGCUCCUACCGCUACCGCCACUGGCGUGACAGUUGACGGCACAUGCGGCGUUGCGAACGGUCUUUCCUGCAUUGGUUUCGAGGCUGGCACCUGCUGCAGCUCGUACGGCUGGUGCGGAUCCAGCGUUGAUCACUGCGGCACCGGAUGCCAGAGCGGCUUCGGUACCUGCGGCAGCCCUGCGAAUUCUUCGUCGGCAGCCUCGUCUUCGACUUCCGCCGCCCCUACCUCCGUGCCAACCGGACCUGCCAGCCCCGACGGCACCUGCGGCGGCUCCAAUGGGUACACCUGCAUUGGCUUCGAACAGGGCGAGUGCUGCUCGCAGUACGGCUGGUGGCCCGAUAGGAUUCUAACAUUACCAUUCAGCGGAUCCACCGCCGACCACUGCGGAACCGGCUGCAACCCUCUCUUCGGCAAGUGCGGCGACACCACGACGGGAGGAAACACGGACAAAGCAACUAGCACCCCUUCCGCUCCCUCUACACCUACACCUCCUCCCUCGAGCACCACCACCACUACAACCACCACAACCGCCGCCGCUCCCACAACCACAACAACCACAAAAACCACAUCCACCACGAAGACAACCACGACGAAAACAACCAGCACCGCGGCGCCCAAGCCCACUGGCCAGAAAUCCCGCGAUGGCACCUGCGGCGGUCGCAACGGGUACCACUGCGUGGGAUUCGUAUUGGGCGAGUGCUGCAAUGCGCAGGGCACGACGCGCACGGGGUUCUGCGGCGCGACGAGGGAUAAUUGCGAGAAGAAUUGCAAUCCUGCGUAUGGGAAGUGCGGGAAGGAGUAUGUCUGGGGUGCGCGGGUGCUUAGGGGGAUGGGGUGGGGAUUGUAA
Molecule: messenger RNA, 2229 nt
Organism: Westerdykella ornata
Lineage: Eukaryota; Fungi; Ascomycota; Dothideomycetes; Pleosporales; Sporormiaceae
Product: glycoside hydrolase/deacetylase
Exons: 6
Coding region: 256-2229 (657 amino acids)
Biological process (GO): carbohydrate metabolic process
Molecular function (GO): hydrolase activity, acting on carbon-nitrogen (but not peptide) bonds; chitin binding
Source: RefSeq, a predicted model, not a curated record